AUGAAUAAUGAUAAUACAAACAACAAUGAAAAUUUAAAUGGAUUAGAUCUUCAACUUAGCAUAUUUGGAAUAUAGUUUUAUGCAUUAGGAUUUGAUUAAUAUUUUUAUAUAGAUGUUCCAGGAUUAAAUAGAGUAGAUUAUUUAGAUGAAGAAGAUGAUAUCAUAGGAGAGUGGAGAUAAUCUCAUAGAAGAGAAAGACAUUCACCUAGGUAAUAUAUUGAAAGAAAUGUAGGGAAAAAUAUUAAAAUCUUUAAAAAUAUCUUUAAAAGUGUACAGAGCCUAUUUAAAAUGAUCAUUUGGAUUAACAAUAACCAUACAUCAAAGUUACUUCCUAAAGAAAUAUGAGUGUUAAUAAUUAAUAUUUUAUUAACGAAUUUGGGUAAUUAUAAUAAGGAUUUUUAUAGACUGAUUGGCUCUCUAAAAAAUACAAACUCAAAGGAUAUUCUAAUAGGAAGAUCUCAUAGAAACUAAAAUCAAGAUCUUAUUCCGAAUGAUAUAAGUAGAAUUGAAAUAACAUUUUGAUUAGUAUUACCAGAAGAUCGUGUAAUUUCAAGAAUUCAUUGUAAAAUAGUUUGCAAAGAUUACUUUAGAAAAGAUUAAAUUCUAUAAAGAAAAUAUCAAUUGGUUCUAAAAUAUAUUAAUUUACCAACCUUGGUCAAACAUAAAAUAAGUUAAUUUUUAGAGUAUUUUUAUUUUAAAUUAUAUAUUAGAGAACCAAAGAAUGUAUAUGUAUAAGAUUUAGGUAGUAUAUGUGGAACUUAUCUGAGAGUAUUCAGAUAAGAACCAUAUGUUUUAUCUUAUGAUAAUAAAUUUAGUAUAGGCAGUGAUACUUAUUUUAGCAUUGUAUUAAAUGAAAAUUAUAAAUUAAAUUCAAAGGAUAUUGAUUAAGAAUUUUAUAGAACAUUAAAAAGUUUAUCUUGUUUGAAAUUAUCUUAAAAACAUGAAAUUCAUUUUGGAGAUAAAUCUAAAUAAUAAGAAUUUUAAUAAUUAGAAGAGGAAGUAACUAAUAUAGGAUUUAAAGAACUUUAUAAUAAGUUAAAAGAAUAUAAAGUUCCAAUUUUAGCAAUUAAAUUUUCUGGUUAAGGAGUUGAAUCUAAUAAAUAACAUAAUAUUCUUAUUGGAAGAUCUAAUUUAGAUACAGAAGAAUUCUGUAUAGGAAGAGGAGCUGAUAAUACAAUAAAGAUCAAUUCAAAUACUAUUUCUAGAAAAUAAUGCAGAAUUAAAUAUUCAGCUUUGUAAAAAAAGGUUUCUAUAUAAUAUUGUUAGAUAUCAAUCUUGGGUGAUUUCAGAUGGAUUUUAAGAUAGAGAUUCAGCCAAUGGUACUUGGGUCAGUCUUUCAACAGUUGAAUAAUCAGAAAAGAAAAAGGAAUCAAAUUAAAUUUUAUUGAAAAAUAAUUCAGAAAUAAAAAUAGGAGAUUUCAUAUUAAAAGUUGAAUUAGUUAAAGGAUAGAAGACUAAGUUUGGACAAUAUAUUAAAGAAAUGAUGUCUCUUUGA
This is a messenger RNA of Paramecium pentaurelia, 1495 nucleotides long. The record is from the annotation of a GenBank genome assembly. Lineage: Eukaryota; Ciliophora; Oligohymenophorea; Peniculida; Parameciidae.